AUGAACAAAAUCAAUAUUUCAUUUCAAUCUGGCGUGUUCAAAGAAAUAAUUGCUGUAAGAAAUGAGAAAAUUUCAUUAAAAGAGCUUCGUGACUUAGCGACAAAAUUCAUCCAAAAAAUUCACUCAAAGUGUGGUUUUAACAAUGUGUUAUCCGAACAUUUGUUGCUAUACAUCCAUGAUAUCAAUACUGCCAAUAUUCUGCGGUUGAUCACUACAAAUGAUAAUAUUUACGAUGGAAUGCUAAUUGAAGUCGUAAUUGCUUCUCGUUCCUCUUAUCAGCGUUUCAUGAUGUACCAUCAUGUGCUAUCUGUGCAUAGUUACAAAUCGCCAACAUUUUGCGAUUUUUGCGGUGAAAUGUUGUUUGGACUAAUGAAACAAGGCCUGAAAUGUCGAGGUUGUAAAUUGAAUUAUCACAAACGAUGUGCUUCCAAAAUUCCAAAUAACUGUAAUGGCUACAAACAGCAAUUGUCACAAUCUCAUCUUCUGUCACUGGAAGAUUCUACUAAUAAGGUGUCACCAGACAUAUCAAUAACAACUGCAAAUGACAUCAGUUGCUGCAGUCGACCAACUUCUCCAGUUAGUCAAAAUAACUUUUUACAAGUCUCUCUGCAAGAACGCAGCAGUAGCUGGAGCGGUCGAUCUCCUUGGAUGAAAAUGUUCGAAUCUAUAUGGAUUAAGAUACCACACACAUUUCAAGUGCAUUCGUAUAAGCGACCAACAGUAUGUCACUACUGCAAGAGGUUAUUGAAAGGUUUAAUACGACAAGGAUUACAGUGUCGUGAUUGCAAAUAUAAUUGUCAUAGAAAGUGCAUUGAAAUGGUUGAAAAUAAUUGUCACGGUAGUGGUACUAUAACGCAGAACACAGAAUUUGGAAUGCACGAUAAAGAUAAAAGAUUGACAGAAGCACUUCAAAAUUCUGAUAACUCAACGACAACGAUAAAUUCACAUCGUGGUAGGGCUCAAACAAAUCCAAGUGCGCCCCUGCAAGCAACUGAUAUCAAAAAUGAUGAGCAAGAUGUAUCACGCAAGGAUGACAUUCUCACCGAUUCACAGAAUAUUCCGUUGAUGCGAAUUGUCAUGUCAAAGAAGCAAACUAAGCCUUAUAAGGCCAAAGUAUUGCAGGAAGGCUGGAUGAUGCAUUACACCGAUCUUCAAUGCACCCGUAAAAAGCAUUACUGGCGUUUAGAUACAAAAGAAAUCAUUCUUUACAAAGACGAUUCAUCGACGAGGUUUUAUAAAGAAAUUCCGCUAAGUGAAAUAUUGGAUGUGAAGUACACUCCGGAUCAAAGUCUUGAAAGUACAGCUCAUUUUCUGGAGAUUCGAACUCGAAAAUUUGCAUACUACAUGAGUUAG
Molecule: messenger RNA, 1353 nt
Organism: Brugia malayi
Lineage: Eukaryota; Metazoa; Nematoda; Chromadorea; Rhabditida; Onchocercidae
Exons: 12
Coding region: 1-1353 (450 amino acids)
Biological process (GO): protein phosphorylation
Molecular function (GO): ATP binding; protein serine/threonine kinase activity
Source: RefSeq, a predicted model, not a curated record